CAUAACCAGGAAUAGGAUGAAGACAUGACAUUUUACACCAGAGACUACCUUUUUCCGGACCGACAAAGAAGAACCUCCUAGCUGCAAGCCAUACAGUCCGGAACACUUAACGCUCAAUGGCCUUUCCCCUCCCGCGGGGCAUCACGCCCUCGGAGAUAGCCUUUCUCGCGGAAAUGGAGAUGGUAACGAUUAUGCCACGGCAGCGUCUGGAAGGCCUUGAACUAUUAGGAGGUCCCAUAAACCCCCUCCUCCCUCCACGUCGCGCAUCUAUUCCUCUCUGGCUUGCCGUCCUCCUCAAGCGCCAACGCCGCGCGAACAUCCUCCCACCACCAUGGCUCCAUCCAGACUCCCUCUCUCUCAUCCUCGAUUUAGAGACUCGACAUCAAGAGUAUGAAAACGCCUUCUCACCUCCCCCGCCCCUACCUGGACAACCUAGUCUCCGUGGCCGAGAUCCAGCACAGUCGGCCUUAACAAAACCCCGAUAUACAUUGGAUGGAGAACGAUACUUUCCCUCGCCUCCAUUCUUACCGCAAAAUGAUGCAUCGCAGCAACAGACAGCUGUAUCUUCAGAUGAGCCGCCGUCACUCCCGUACCAUUGGUUAGAAGUGGGGAAUAUAUUACUUGACGAGGCGAGUGACGAUCUCGUAGAACCAGAUCAAAUACGGAGACUGCUAAAGGAUUUGAGAGAGGUGCGGACGGCAAAGAUCAGGGCCGGCGUGGACGUUCUGGACGCUGCGUCGACCGCGGGAGGCGGCAUCGCACUUACCGGUGUUGGGGCCAUGGAGGUCGGGGAGGCAAGAGGAUUCGUAGCUGGCGUGGUGGAUGGGUUGAGGAAAAUCGGUGCAUCCAGAGAACAGGCGCGUAGGGAACAAUUGGCUGAAGAGAUGGCCAACAGAGGCUACGAUGACACGCAAGAUAAUGAAGAUUACAUGGAGUUCUAGGUGGUAUUCGGGUUUUCUUUUCUUCCCCUUCUCGUUUCCUUUUGAUCUUCAAUCCCGGAGUUCAGGAAAAAAAAGGAUACGGACCCAGGCACG
This is a messenger RNA of Monascus purpureus, 1034 nucleotides long. NCBI's taxonomy places the organism in Eukaryota, Fungi, Ascomycota, Eurotiomycetes, Eurotiales, Aspergillaceae. The record is from the annotation of a GenBank genome assembly.